Molecule: messenger RNA, 521 nt
Organism: [Candida] anglica
Lineage: Eukaryota; Fungi; Ascomycota; Pichiomycetes; Serinales; Debaryomycetaceae
Source: the annotation of a GenBank genome assembly
ACAGAUUUGAUUUUGAUACUUGAAGAACAUAUACAAAAAUGGGUAAAUCUCGUGGUUACAGAUCCGGUACUCGUUACGCUUUCCAACGUGACUUCAAGAAGCAUGGUGCCAUUCCAUUGUCCACCUACUUGAAGAUCUACAAGGUCGGUGACAUUGUUGACAUCAAGGCCAACGGUUCUAUCCAAAAGGGUAUGCCACACAAAUACUACCACGGUAAGACCGGUAUCGUUUACAACGUUACCAAGACUUCCGUUGGUGUUAUCAUUAACAAGGUUGUUGGUCACAGAUACCUCGAAAAGAGAGUCAACUUGAGAGUUGAACACGUUAAGCACUCUGCUUGUCGUCAAGAAUUCUUGAACAGAGUCAAGUCCAACGCUGCUUUGAAGAAGGAAGCCAAGGCCAAGGGUGAACAAGUUCAAUUGAAGAGACAACCAGCCAAGCCAAGAGGUGCUUACGUUAUCUCCACUGAAGGUAACAUUCCUCAAACUUUGGCUCCAGUUCCUUAUGAAACCUUCAUCUAA